Messenger RNA from Colias croceus (clouded yellow), 880 nucleotides. RefSeq names its product EEF1A lysine methyltransferase 2. The coding region runs from base 216 to 866 and encodes 216 amino acids. The transcript has 5 exons. The record is from RefSeq and is a predicted model, not a curated record. Lineage: Eukaryota; Metazoa; Arthropoda; Insecta; Lepidoptera; Pieridae. Gene Ontology annotation, cellular component: cytoplasm. Gene Ontology annotation, biological process: peptidyl-lysine monomethylation; peptidyl-lysine dimethylation. Gene Ontology annotation, molecular function: protein-lysine N-methyltransferase activity.
AUUAUUUUUAAAAUAUAUAAAUUAUAAAAAAACUCAGCUGUCAUUAACACAAUUGAGUUUUGAUUUUGACAUUUGAAUUUUGAUGCAAAACAUAUCGCUGUGUAGUGUGUUGUUGCCGUCGGCCGAUUUCAGAAUUUUAUGAAUUGAAAAUUCUCUGAUAUAGCAACAUAAUUGAGCAGUGGAUAUUGUACCGAUUAUUUAACAAUAAAUUUGCUAUGAUGGACGAAGAGCUGUCUCCCUCCGAACUGGGCACACAAACAUACUGGCAAGCAGCUUACACUAAAGAAUUAACAAAUUUCAAAGAACACGGUGACCCUGGUGACGUUUGGUUCGGUGAAGACAGCGCUAUACGGGUUAUACGAUGGAUAUGUACAUGUGGCGUUGGUUUGGACGACAGGAUUAUUGAUUUGGGCUGCGGCAACGGGUAUACACUGUCAGAAUUAGCGAGGGAAGGUUUCACAAAUCUUCUAGGAGUGGAUUAUUGUAUAGAAGCAAUUGAAUUAGCAGAAAAAGUGUCGAAAAGCGAAUUCCCUUUUAUUAAUUUUAAGGUUUUCGACAUUAUAAACGACGAAGUAUCAAACCUAGGACCACAAUUUAGUGUAGUACAUGACAAAGGGACGUAUGAUGCAAUCAGUUUAAAUCCAGAAAACACUAAGGAGAAUAGGUUUAAAUACGCCGAUCAGGUGGCGGCCAUGUUGGUUGAUAAUGGUUUAUUCGUAAUAACGUCCUGUAACUGGACAGAAGCGGAAUUAAUAAAACAUUUUGCAGAAAAAAUGAAGUUGAAAUGUGUCAUACCGACGCCGCAGUUCAAAUUUGGCGGGAAAGUUGGCAGCGUUGUGUCAUCUGUGGUGUUUGUUAAAAAAUAAAAUUGUAUUUUUUA